GCGGCGAGGUUGUGUGAACCUACCAACCCCCCCUUCCGCUGCGGAGCGUAGGCGCCGCUUGAAGGGGGGAGGGGAAGUCUCUCUUGCACCUCUACACAUCUCUGUCCCUCGGGGCGGAGCAGCAAGUGGAGUCCGCCUGGACCUUGUCCUGUAGACGGGAACGGGGAAAGGAGCCCAGACGUGGCAACACAUUCCCACGCCCCUGCAGGACCGCCAUGGCUUAUGAUGACUCCAAGAAAAAAGAAGAUUGUUUAGAGAGCGACCAGACUGAUGGUGUGGGGUUGGUAGCUGGGAGAACACAGCGAGAGAAGAAACGCUCCUACAAGGACCUGCUUCGAGAAGAGGAGGAGCUAGCUGCUCAGGUCAGGAAGAAUUCAAGGAAGAAGCUGAAGGAGAGUGACCUCUUUUUACUGGGGACAGAGUCUCACAAGAAGAGGAAGCACUCCUCCAAUGAGCACUAUUACAGAGAUCUUUCUCCUUUUGAUUUAUCCCUGCCUUUGGAGCCCACUUCAAAGAAGAGGAAAAAAAUAGUCUCUAGUCCACCUUCUGCUGAUACUGCCAUGGAUCUGCUUAAGGCCAUCACCUCACCUUUGGCCGCAGGCUCGAAGUCUUCUAAAAGGACAUCUGAAAAAUCAUCCCAUUCUUCACUCCCUGCCUCUGGACAUUCAGAGGCCAAGAGAGAGCAUCACAAAAAAAAGCCUAGUGGGAGCAGUAGUGACCUGCCCUUGGAUGAUGGUACUUCACACAAGUCCAAAAAGGUGAAACCCCCUUAUGUUAACACUGAAACACUGACCUUGCGUGAACCUGAUGGCUUAAAGAUGAAACUCAUCCUUUCACCAAAGGAGAAGGGGGUGAACCCAGUGGAAGAGCCCUUUCCACACUCACCACCGCCACCAACAAAAAAAUCAUCUAAAAAAUCAUCUCGGGAUGAGCAUGGGUCAUUCCUCCCAAGUCAUGAUAUGCAGAGCUUUCUGAAACCAUCCCGAAAGAAGCACAAACCUCUGGCAGACCCACAUCCCCCUCCAGUUGUGGAGAGCUUUGGCCCAGACACUCCCCUUUUCACAGAAGGCCACAGUAAUGAGUUUGAUCUUCUAGGCCUGGAGCCACAACUGGAAUCGGGCUCAUCCUCUGGAGGUGAGCUGGAAGCUGGUGAGCUGGUGAUUGAUGAUUCGUACCGUGAGAUAAAGAAGAAGAAGAAAUCAAAGAAGAGUAAAAAAAAGAAAGACAAGGAGAAGGAGAAGCACAGGGAAAAGAAGCACUCCAAGUCUAAGAAGAGCUCUGGGCUGUCUUCUUCCCUAGUGGCAACGCCACUGCCCGUAGCCUCGCCCCUGCCAGUUUCUCCAGCCAGCCCACAGUUUGCUGUUCCCGCUCUGCCUCCACCUCCACCUCCUCUACCCCCACCUCCACCUCCUGUUUUUCACACAGACAGCCAGAGUGAGAAGAAAAAGAAAAAGGAAGAAAAAGAAAAGGCAGAGAAAUCAGAAAAAGAAAAGCCAAAGAAGAAGAAUAUGUCUGCCUACCAAGUGUUCUGUAAGGAAUAUCGAGUGAACAUUGUUGCUGAACAUCCAGGAAUAGAUUUCGGAGAGCUAAGCAAAAAGCUGGCAGAAGUUUGGAAACAGCUGCCGGAGAAGGAUAAGCUGGUUUGGAAGCAGAAGGCUCAGUAUUUGCAACACAAGCAGAAUAAAGCAGAAGCUACAACAGUGAAGAGGAAAGCAACCUCAUCAGAGGGUGCCCCUAAACUAAAAGCGUCUCUAUCAGGCAUGCUAUCACCUCAUAAGAAGUCUCCAUCUAGCACUGUAGUCUUACCUUCAUCACCCGUCAAAGUUCCUGAAACAGAUCCUAUUGACGUUGCUGCACAUCUACAGUUGCUGGGCGAAUCCCUAAGCCUUAUUGGUCACAGGCUACAGGAAACUGAAGGUAUGGUAGCUGUAUCAGGAAGCCUGUCAGUGCUCCUGGAUUCAAUUAUCUGCGCCCUGGGCCCUUUAACAUGCCUGACUUCCCAGCUGCCUGAGCUCAAUGGCUGUCCCAAACAUGUUUUGUCAAACACAUUGGACAACAUUGCCUAUAUAAUGCCUGGACUCUGACAGAAACAGGAUCCCGGGACUUGAUCCACUACCGUGUAACUAGUGUGUGUGUGUGUGUGUGUUGUGUGUGUGUGUGCGUGCGCGCGCACGCAUUGCGCUGGCAUUGUUCAAGGUGGGAGGGUGGUCAAACAUGUAAAGUUUGUGUCUGUAAUUCAAAAACAGAACUGUUAGCCGUUUCACUUGAUUUUAUGAACAGCAGUGAAGUUUAAUUAGAGAAAAUCCAUGUUUUCUCCUGUCUGAAUGCUUGUAUAUAAUCUAGAGUUAGGAAGUCUUUUGAUACAUAGAUGUAAUUUGGAAGUUAUAAAUAAAUGAAAUGGAUUUUACUUGGAAACGAUGAGCUAAACAAGUUUUACAGAUGAAACACUACUCUUUUUAGGAAUAAACGUUCUACUUCUCUGAGGGAAAUCAAUGUGAUGGAGCAAGGGGUUGUUUGAAGAGCUGACUGGCUUCUUGUUAUUGCUGAGGAAGAAGACUAUUCUUUUUCCUGAGGGCAUGGGCUGGCACCAGUAAACCUCAGCUUCCCUAUUAAACUUCCCAGGUAUUUAGGGAGAGAAUUCUAAAAUAGAUGUACUCAAAUUCGUUGGAGAAGGUAGGGGUCCAUGAUGUAUGUAAGUAGCAGACCUUGGUGGAAACAUACAUUGCUUGUUCUCCGAUUGUGUCUACUCUGCUGACUUCAGUAUUUAGAAACACUUAUCACCAGCAAUAAAUGGAUGCUGCUCUCUUCUCAUGGUGCUGCCAUUCGUAUUUUAGAGGCAGUGAUCAAGAUGAAAUGAAAGAGCUUAUUGCUGAUAGGUACUGAGUGAAUAGAUCCAGGGGGUUCAGUGUUCAGAGUGCCUGAUCCUCUUUGGGGUAGCACUUCAUUUGCACUCACAAUCCUAAGUGUUGCAUUCUUAUCAUGUGUAUUUGCAUUUUCAUAUAUUGUAUGUGGUAGAUUAAUUUAUAUUGUAUAUUUCUGUAUAUAACUGUAAUUUAAAAACAAAAGAAAACCCUUUCAUUCCACCAAUAGCAUAUGGAAAACAUGUGCUUGCUGUUAUCAUCUAAAUGCUCCACAGGAUCAGGCCUGAGAAGAAAAAGUAGCAAUGGGAUAUAUAUGAUUAGUGGAAAUGAAGUCAUAAAAUUAAGUCAUAAAAACCUUAUGUUCUGCCCUGGUCCCCUUUAUUGCUUGUGAUGUGGAGUUCUGGUAAUGGCAAAAAAGUGAAUGCUUUUGCUUCCAGGCCCUAUUAGUAGACUGUCAGGUUGACUGACUAGAUUCAAAUAAACAUUUAAAUAAAACUGUUUCCAUGCUGUGUGGUAGCAUUUGGAUAAGGUCUCCCUUUCUUGUUUUUCCCCUCAGUGAGCCCAAUGAGGAUAAUCGGUGCUAUUCUAAAAAAUUACAUUUUUUGUGCUGAUGGCCGAUGUCUUGGUUUUCACGUAGUUUAUUCAGAGCUCAAUAUUUAUCUGAACAGCAUCUCCGGCAGUAUUUAAGAGGGGAAAGAAAUCAUGGUGCAGCUCCUUGAACUCCUUGAACUGUCUCAACUGCUUUCUUUCUACAGACACAUGAUACCUGGUCUUAAGGUUUCAGAUUUUUAAUUAUGGAGAGCAGUGUUGGUUCUCCGUGCAUAAAGAUAUAGAUCUCAGAUUAAACAGUACAAUCUGCUUUAGUUGUGUCAUUUGCACUAUGGCAGACUUGAAGUUUUUAAAACAAAAAUACCUAUUCAUAUACUCUUAUUUAAAAUUUGUACAUAUUUGUAUAAUCUCUAUCCUGUGAUAUUUGUUACUGGAGAUCUUUAGACUGAGACUCUAGCAAAUUUUUUUUACAUUUGUUGUUUCUUGCCACUUAGUGAAAAUUGUAUUGUAUAGACAUUUUACUAAUGUAUAUAAACUUUUCAAGAACUUGAA
Messenger RNA from Sphaerodactylus townsendi, 3962 nucleotides. It is a transcript of the gene HMGXB4, whose product is annotated as HMG-box containing 4. The coding region runs from base 216 to 2084 and encodes 622 amino acids. The record is from RefSeq and is a predicted model, not a curated record. The transcript has 11 exons. Lineage: Eukaryota; Metazoa; Chordata; Lepidosauria; Squamata; Sphaerodactylidae.